Molecule: messenger RNA, 351 nt
Organism: Symbiodinium natans
Lineage: Eukaryota; Dinophyceae; Suessiales; Symbiodiniaceae
Source: the annotation of a GenBank genome assembly
AUGAACAAGGACUUGCGGAAAGCCUUGGAGCAUCGGUUUUUGCUGGAUCAAGCUGCCGACAAGGGCUGGCCGUGCCUGCGGGAGGUCUUGACCCAAAUCCGGAGGCCACCCAACAAGCGGAGGCUUCGCACGCUCUCCGUGACGGAGGCGGCCGCGUCCGUGGAUGGGGCCUACGUGAAGCUGCUGCGCGCACGCUUGGAGCGGGCGUCAAAGGCUGCAGAGUUCGCGCUUCGGACAUGUCCGGCAGACCGUGCUGGCCACUGUCGCCUGCGCAAGAUGCCAGCUGCAGCAAAUCACCGGUCGAGGUGCAACCGGUGUAGACUCAUAUGCAAGGCCCGCCCGGCACAAUGA